This is a messenger RNA of Henningerozyma blattae CBS 6284, 1143 nucleotides long. It is a transcript of the gene RPC53, whose product is annotated as DNA-directed RNA polymerase III subunit C53. Bases 1 to 1143 code for a protein of 380 amino acids. Gene Ontology annotation, cellular component: RNA polymerase III complex. The record is from RefSeq and is a predicted model, not a curated record. The transcript has a single exon. NCBI's taxonomy places the organism in Eukaryota, Fungi, Ascomycota, Saccharomycetes, Saccharomycetales, Saccharomycetaceae. Gene Ontology annotation, molecular function: DNA binding. Gene Ontology annotation, biological process: transcription by RNA polymerase III.
AUGCCUGGUAAUCAACAGCGGAGACUACCACGAUACUUGCAAAAUACACAUGUUGUCAGUUCAGGCCCUUUGGCUGCUGGUAAUUUUUCAAGUGAUAAGAAUGGUGAGAUGAGAAGAUCAUAUUUUAAAUCUGGUAACUCUGAUUCGUCAUCUCUGGUUCAAAAAGGUUUACAAACUUUUGGUAAUGCAGAUAGCAUAUCUGAUGAUGAGAAUGAGGAUAAGAUGGCUAAAGGAGACAAAGGAUCAAGGUUUAAUAUGGGUAGAGAAAUGUCAUUACAAGAUUGGAAGAAAAUGGAAAAAGAGUUGGAACAAAUUGAAGAUGAUACACAAGAGAAUAUUGAUCCUGAUGAUGAAGAAGCUUGGCAGGCUAAAAGGAUUGAAGAGUUAUUUCCUGUCAGACCUUUACGUAUUUUGCAUGAUGAUGGCGAAGUACAUUCAAAAUCAGAUAAUACCGAAGAGGCUACUAGUACAGAACCUAGCACAAGAGAAGAUACACCUAUAAUCAAAACUGAGCCAGAUGUCAAUAUUAAAAUGGAACAUUCAAAUGAGGAGACUGUUGAGGCAGCUUUGAGUGCUGAAGUGAAUAAUAAUGCAACUGAUGAUCCAGAAAUGCAUGCCAUUAAUGAAGAAGAAAUAGUACUUGAAAAUGUUCAAUAUACAAAUGAUCAUAAUAGAAUAUUGCAUAAAUUACACUCGAUCAAUGACAAAGAUGGAAAAUUUGUAUUUGUCCAGUUACCAAAUAUACUACCCGAUUUUACUGAUUUAGCACCACCUAAACCAGAAAGCGUUGAAGAUGAAGACACUAACAAAGAUGGAAAGGAAAAUAGUGGUGAAAAGGCUAAAGCUGCACUAGAGAAAAAACCAACAAAAAGAUUAGGUGCGCUAGCUAAAAAGGCAAAGAAAAAAGAUGAAGGGCCACCUAUUGUGAAUCAAAAAGAAUUAUCUGGUAGAAUUGGAACCAUUAGGGUACAUAAAUCUGGUAAACUAUCAGUUAAAAUAGGUGACGUGAUUAUGGAUGUCGCAAGAGGUGCCGAUCCAACGUUCUUCCAAGACAUUAUAGCAUUCAAUGAGAAAGAUGAAAAUCCAGUGGCAGAACAUCUAGGCCUAAUUGAUGAGAAGAUAAUAGUGAUGCCAAAAUUUUAG